Bombina bombina (fire-bellied toad) is the source of this 2869-nucleotide messenger RNA. RefSeq names its product F-box protein 3 (gene FBXO3). The coding region runs from base 74 to 2278 and encodes 734 amino acids. NCBI's taxonomy places the organism in Eukaryota, Metazoa, Chordata, Amphibia, Anura, Bombinatoridae. The record is from RefSeq and is a predicted model, not a curated record. Gene Ontology annotation, molecular function: hyaluronic acid binding; protein binding. The transcript is spliced from 18 exons. Gene Ontology annotation, biological process: cell adhesion.
UAGCCCCGCACUUGUCCCUCCCUGUAUGUAGACGAAAGUGCGGGGUCGAGCAUGCGAGUUCACUGCUGACAAGAUGGCGGGGUCCGGAGUAUUAGGUUUAGCUGAGCUGCCAACUGAUCCGCUGCUUCUUAUACUGUCGCACCUGAAUUACCGGGACUUGCUGAGUUGCAGUCUAGUCUGUCGACGACUCAACCAGUUAUCUGCCCACGACCCCCUGUGGAAGCGGCAAUGCCGGCUGUACUGGCUGUUGUCAGAAAAGAGUCCGAAAACUCAGAGCUGGAAAGCAACAUUCGAGGAAUAUUACAAAGACCUGGGCCGGUAUAUCCAUCAUUAUGCAACUCUUAAGGCUGCAUGGGAUGCGCUGAAGGAGUAUUUAGCUGAGCGUUGCCCACGCAUGAUAAUUUCUUUAAAAGCGAGCGCUCAAGAAGAGGAUCUGAAUGAUGUGGAGGAGCGAAUUGGCUGCAAGCUUCCAGAUGAUUAUCGCUGCUCUGCUCGUAUCCAUAAUGGCCAAAAGCUAGUAGUACCUGGGCUUAUGGGCAGCAUGGCGCUGUCUAAUCACUAUCGGUCUGAAGACCUACUGGAUAUAGACACGGCCGCAGGGGGCUUCCAGCGCAGGAUGGGCCUCAGUCAGUGCCUGCCUAUCACCUUCUGCAUCCACACCGGACUUAGCCAGUACCUGGCACUGGCAGAUGCUGAGGGAAGAUGGCGCAAUGAGGUCUUCUAUCAAUGCCCAGACCAGACUGCACACAAUCCUGCUGCACUUGAUAUGUUUAUAACAGGUACCUCAUUUUCCCAGUGGUUUACAUCGUAUGUGCAGCACGUCAUCUCAGGUGACUUCCCCAUCAUCCGAGACCAGAUAUUCAGGUAUGAGCAUGACAAGGACUGUGUGGCGACUACAGAUGAGAUCUCGGUGUCUGUGUCUACAUCUUUCCUGCCGGAGCUGAGCUCAAUUCAUCCCCCACAUUACUUCUUUACCUACAGGAUCCGAAUGGAGAUGUCUAAGGAAGCCCUGCCUGAGAGAGCCUGCAAGCUGGACAGCCGCUACUGGAGGAUAACCAAUGCAAAGGGCCACGUGGAGGAGGUUCGGGGCCCAGGUGUUGUAGGUGACUACCCAGUUCUGAAGGCAGGCCGCGUGUAUGAGUAUACCAGCUGCACCACCUUCUCCACCACCUCUGGGUACAUGGAAGGUUAUUACACUUUCCACCGAUUGGACUCCAAGGGUGAGAGCUUCAAUGUCACUAUCCCCCGGUUCCACAUGAAAUGCCCGACGUUCCGAGUGUCCACAACAAACGCAAGUAGGCGUAAAAGGAGUUCUGAGUCUAUUGCAACUCUUUCUGUUUCUUCUCAAAGGAUUGAGGAAGAAGAUUUCUCUUCCAUAUCCGGUGUGUUCCUGGCGCAGGAGACAUUACUGAAUUACACUGAAGCUGAGAGCAUUUGUACUAGAAAGUAUUUAUCCUCUUUGGCGACUUUGGCACAAGUUACAAAUGCUUUUAACCACGGCUAUGAAUCUUGCAGGUGGGGCUGGGUAAAAGAACAUAUAGUCAUUAUGCUGCGACAAACGCCAGAUGAAGAUUGUGGACGAUAUAGCCUGGGGGUCCUGACAAGCGAGUGCCCAGGGCUGAGAGCUGAUUCUGUGUUUUGUUUCUGGAGUAACAGUACACACAGAGGCAUCUACACUAAUAAAUCUAUGACAUCGUAUGAAAAUGCCACCAACAUCUGCACCACAAACGGUGACAUAAUAGCCACACAGAUGCAGAUAGAACAGACGACAAAUCGCAGUGUGACAUUUAACAGCACCGGUUGGUAUAAUUGGGGAAAUGGUUUUUUUGACAUAAAUGGAACCUUUGUGGCCUCUCGUUGUGAAGCUGUUGGGAACAGUUCUUCGGCCUACUGCUUUAACUCACAGUUGCCUGAUGUGCUCCCACAAACAAAUAAUACAGGCUGGAAGAGGAUUCUCAUUAUCUGCUUGUUGGGCUCCAUAUUUGUUGUGCUACUGCUUGCUGCCAUUUUUAUGAAGGGGAACCAGUUCAUCUGCUUUCUGAGGAGCCAACCCUCUGUACGGCCAGAUGUCCAAGAGAGCAUCUACUCUCAGAUACCAAGAUGGAAUGUCACUGGAGCUGAAACCUAUGAACACAGAAAACCUUCAAUUAACCCCACCUAUGCCAGAACCUUUAGCUUUGUACUUGAGAAGCGUCCACCUGCCAUCCGCCCUGACAUGAGCAAAUACAAAUCUCAUUUCUAUAGCAACACUGGCUAUGAUUAUACUGGAGAAAAAUGAUGUGUUGGAUGGAUAUAGUAGGAGGUUUGUAUGUUGCUACAAUGAAUAUAUUUCUAUCACAUAAAUAUCCCUUCAUGAGUUGGACUCUCCAGCAAUGAGUACGUGUAAUGUCUACAACAGACUUUGAUGUUUGUGGAAUUUGUGAAUAUUUUAUGUCAUUUGGGGUCAUAACAUGGACCAAGCACUUGUUUUUCAGUAGAUCUUUCCACUAACUUUGUGUGCCCUAACAGUGGACAAACAACGCCACUUGCAAACCAAGUUUCAUGCCCACCAACUUCCCAGUUUCCCUAGAAAAUCUUGGGAAAUCUUGAGAUUAACGUCUCUUCCUGCUGGGAGUUCAUUUAAUGGCUGGGACUGAUGUUACAGUGCUUGUGGCCCCAGGGACAGAAAUUAUCAUUGUUUACGGCAACGUAUCUGCAGAACAAUAGUGACACCGCUGCCUGGUAAAAGCCUUUUGGGGAGCAUUACUUUUACUAGAUUACUCACACUUUUGUGCCUGGCGCUGCUGAAUUUUUCACAGGCCUCAAAUCAAUCCUCCUAGCAGUUAAAUAAUGUUAUUUGGCCUUGAAAAUUAAAUUCUUUAGCAAACCA